AUGGUUGCAUCCACGUCGUCCUCUGCGCUGACCUUGUCCUCCUCCAAGCUCAUCGACGGGUGGCACAGGGGCAGAGUGCCCUCCAUGAAACGUUGUCAGUCCUCGUCACACUGGGAGGAGGAAAGGUCAUCGUCGGAGGAGGAGAUGUCAGUAGAGGAGGCUGUCAUUACCUCCUCUGAUGACGGUGGUGGCGAUGGGGAGAAGCCGGAGGUGGAGGAGGAGCGACGGUGGAGGACAAGAUACCAUGACGAUGACAGUGAAGAAAACGAUGUCAACUACGAGGAAGAGCAGGAUGCUGGCGACGAAUUCGACAGCGAUUUUGGUGAAGAUGAAUCUGAACCUGAUGAUGAACCAGAAAAGGAAGUACGUGAGAGAUUACCUAUCAAAAAGCGGCUAAUAUUCCCUGGCAAGACUUUGAGCAAGACCAAAACCAAGAAGAAGGUGGUUCCAAAACUAGAUGACGCAAAAACUGACAAGUCUGAUAAGCCAGGUCCAUCCAGACAAGCAGAUGUUCCUGAUGAAUUCGAGAAUGAGAAGACAAUCAGGAAAUCAACCAGAACAUCAGUCAUCGUCAGACAAGCUGAAAGAGAAGCGAUGCGUGCUGAAAAAGAAGCAAUAGUGAAGCAAAUUAAGAAGAAAAAGGAGGGAGAAGAAAAGCGAAUGACGCAAGAAGAGAUGCUUUUGGAAGCAGCUGAAACAGUGAUCAUGAACUUGAGAAAUCUAGAACGUGUACUUGCAAGGGAGGAGGAAGUGAAGAAAAAAGCUGUUGUUCAUAAGGACACUUAUGGCGGUCCUACAAUUCGAUUUUGGUCAAGAGAUGGGGAAUCGCAUCUGGAAUUCAUAAAUGGGGCAUCAUUUGCUUCUGAACUUUGUACUACGUCAGCUCCUUAUCCGGAGAAAUCUGUUUGUGUUGUGACAGGACUUCCUGCCAAAUACUGUGAUCCGAAGACAGGGCUGCCUUAUGCAACUAUGGAAGCAUUUAAAAUCAUCCGGGAGAGUUUCCUGAAAGAGGAGGCUGAUAAAAAGAGGCCAAAUAUGUCGAAUAUGGGAGAGCUUUUCGAAUCAAUAACCGGUGACCAUUUGACGCCUAAGAAGAGAAGAAUCGAGAUAAGAUCGCCAAACAUAUCAGCAGGUAGAAGGCUUGGAGGACGCUUCCGACGAAUACCUGCUCUUGAUACGACGGUGGACUGACGAAAGAUCUCCGGAGACUGGGUGAAACAUAGGUGUUGUGUUUAGCAUUAGAUCCUGAUGCAUUGUGCAGUUGAGAUCGUGCUGUCGCCAACGGUGUCUUGUAGUAAUCUCGAUAUAUUUCUGUCAGUUAAUGAAUUGUCAGAACAAUUAGCUAUGAACUUGUUGAUGUGAGCUUCAACUGUGUAUUACUGCAUCAUCAGUCAUCUCUGUGCA
Molecule: messenger RNA, 1404 nt
Organism: Phragmites australis (common reed)
Lineage: Eukaryota; Viridiplantae; Streptophyta; Magnoliopsida; Poales; Poaceae
Product: SWR1 complex subunit 2-like
Exons: 11
Coding region: 1-1191 (396 amino acids)
Biological process (GO): chromatin remodeling; regulation of DNA-templated transcription
Cellular component (GO): nucleus
Molecular function (GO): ATP-dependent H2AZ histone chaperone activity
Source: RefSeq, a predicted model, not a curated record